Messenger RNA from Colletotrichum fioriniae, 1467 nucleotides. NCBI's taxonomy places the organism in Eukaryota, Fungi, Ascomycota, Sordariomycetes, Glomerellales, Glomerellaceae. The record is from RefSeq and is a predicted model, not a curated record.
AUGGUUGGAGUCCGCGGCAAGUACAAGGGAUGCGAGACAUGCAGGGCUCGAAGAGUCAAGUGCGAUAACGAACGGCCACACUGCCGCAAAUGUAUCGAUAGCGGCCGCGAGUGUGCUGGCUACGAACGAGAAAUGGUCUUCAUCACCGCAACCAUAGACGACGCCGGCCGCUGCUCAUCACAUCCGCCUCGCCAAGUCCAGCCGUCUUCUUCGAGGAGUUCUAGGAGAAGUCAAACCGUGGAAGACGAGGUUCCUCGCUUGCUACCGACAGAACCGUUGAUGCCGGCGUGGGAUGAUUUGGUCUCCGUAUCCGACAACGGUGUCGUGUACUCGAUACAGAUCGCGGCGUUGCACACCAAGUUCCAGAACAUCCUCAGGGGACCCGAAGGGCAAAGCCAAGUAAAGUUCCGGAUGGCCCUUCCGCCAUACUCACCAGUUGAUAUGGAAACAUGGGAUAAUGGCGGCAAUAUGGACCUGAAUGCGCAGAACAUGGUCAGUCUGCUGCCAUCGGGGAACGAUAACGGAGCCCCAGAAGGUCUUUGCGUCUUUUUGUUCGAGGUCGGAUACCAGCUGGUCGUUGUGGAAGAGCAUCAAAAUCCAUCCUUUUUGGUGACCAACGGCAUGACUCCCUGGAGUGUCCCCCAAGAGCAUAUGGACGUCGUCAAGAAGCUUGGCCCGGAACAGUUUCGUCAAUUUCCAGCCCAUCACUAUUUCGUCAGGACGACGUUUCUUUCCUCGUUCGAUUGGUGCACUACACCGUGGGAACGGCACCCCAAGACGUUUCUCGACAGGCUCUUUGACAUCAUCGCCGGGUUGCCUGGCAUCUUCUCUCGCGUCGACCGAACGGUACCCUUUGCUGCAACCUUGCAGCGUCGGUUAAAGGCACAGGAACUACUCGAGAGCUGCUUGGAGAUCGAACGGAGGCUGGAGGAGUGGGAGUCAUACGCUCGCGCACCUACUGCCGAGCACCCGUAUGCGUACUGGAUAGAAGAGCCGGAUGACCCAGAUGCGCAGCAGCUACCCUUUGCAGACAACUUUGCCUUCAAGGACGGUGUGUCGUCCGUCAUGUUCUUGUAUCACUGGAUGACACUGCUGCUCCUUCACCGCUGCAUCGAGUGCCUGCACCACACCGUCUUCCAGCCUGUCAUCGAGGACUUUCCCAACAUGUUUCCGGAUCUGCCUCCAAAUCUCCAGAUCAACCUGGCCAGGUACCAACAGCGGCGGGAGUUUGCGUCAAGAAUCUGCAGGGCGCUUGACUUUGCGUUGUCGACGACAGUUCAGCCGGACAUGCUGCUUGCACCACUAGCCGUGGCCAUGGAGUUCUACCGCGAGAUCAAUGCGUCCUCAAGAGAUGGCGAGCUCGAGAUCAUGUGGUGCGAGAACUUCAGGUUGCGUUUGACCUCCAAAGGGCACGAUAUUGCCAACGUUCUGCAGAGCAGAUCGUGGGUCGACAUUGCCAGGUUUUGA